AUGGCAGACAACUCCACCAGUGACUCCUACUACUUCAAGCAACAGCUUAAUGUGGCUGAUAUUAUUGUCAUCGUGAUAUAUUUUGUUUUAAAUGUGGCUGUAGGAAUAUGGUCUACGUACAGAGCCAACAGAAGCACACUAAAAGGAUACUUCCUUGCGGGAAGGGACAUGGGAUGGUGGCCAAUUGGAGCCUCUCUCUUUGCCAGCAGUGAAGGAUCUGGGCUAUUUAUUGGACUGGCUGGCUCAGGUGCAGCAGGAGGUGUGGCCGUAGCUGGUUUUGAGUGGAAUGCAACAUAUGUGCUGCUGGCACUGGCAUGGGUUUUUGUGCCCAUCUACAUGUCCUCAGAGAUUGUCACCAUGCCUGAGUACCUUCAGAAGAGAUAUGGAGGGUCCAGGAUACGCACGUACCUGUCCGUCUUGUCACUUUUGCUGAGUGUUUUCACCAAGAUAUCACUGGACUUGUAUGCUGGGGCCAUCUUUGUGCAAAUCUGUCUGGGCUGGAAUUUUUACCUGUCUACUGGCUUGGUGUUGGUGAUCACUGCAUUUUAUACCAUUGCAGGUGGCCUGACUGCUGUCAUCUACACGGAUGCAUUGCAGACACUGAUUAUGGUCAUUGGGGCAGUCAUCCUAACAAUCAAAGCUUUUGACCAAAUUGGGGGUUAUGACCAGUUGGAGGCAGCUUACUUAGGGGCAGUGCCAAACAAGACCAUUCCUAACACCACAUGCCACCUGCCCCGGGCUGAUGCCAUGCACAUGUUCCGAGACCCCUCCACUGGAGACCUCCCGUGGACUGGGAUGACCUUUGGUCUGACCAUCAUGGCUGCUUGGUAUUGGUGCACUGAUCAGGUCAUAGUACAGAGGUCCCUUUCUGCCAGGAACCUGAAUCAUGCCAAGGCAGGCUCGAUCCUUGCCAGCUACCUAAAGAUGCUGCCCAUGGUCCUCAUCAUCAUGCCAGGCAUGAUUAGUCGGGCACUGUACCCAGAUGAUGUGGGCUGUGUGGUGACAUCUGAAUGCCUGAGGGCCUGUGGGACCGAAGUGGGCUGCUCCAACAUCGCUUACCCCAAACUAGUGAUGGAGUUGAUGCCCAUGGGACUUCGGGGAUUGAUGAUUGCUGUUAUGAUGGCAGCCUUGGUGUCCUCCUUGUCCUCUAUCUUCAACAGUAGCAGCACACUUUUCACUAUGGACAUCUGGAAGAAGCUGAGGCCUCAAGCAAGUGAACAAGAGCUCCUAUUGGUGGGCAGGCUGGUUAUUGUGGUCCUAAUUGGCAUUAGUGUAGUCUGGAUCCCUGUCCUCCAGAAUUCCAGCAGUGGCCAGCUCUUCAUCUACAUGCAGGUAGUCACCAGUUCUUUGGCACCUCCAGUCACAGCUGUCUUCAUCCUGGCAGUAUUUUGGAAUCGGGCCAAUGAACAGGGGGCCUUCUGGGGCCUGAUAGUAGGGCUGGUAGUGGGAGCUACCCGGAUGACCCUGGAAUUCGUUCACCCUGUGCCACCUUGCGGCUACCCGGACACCCGGCCAGCUGUGCUCCACCUUCACUAUCUUCACUUCUCUGUGGUGCUCUUCUCCAUCACAACUGCCAUAGUCACUGCUGUUAGUCUGCUGACCACCCCCCCUGAUGAGUCUCAGAUCAAGAAUUUAACAUGGUGGACCCUUUCCAAGAGUGAGGCUCUGGCAGAUGAUAUGGGAGACAAAGUUGGAAAGAAGCAAAAUCGUUUCAACCAAGCCUUCUGGACCCGAGUCUGCAACUUCAAUGCCAUUCUGCUUCUGUGUGUCAACAUAUUCUUCUACACCUAUUUUGCCUGAUAAUGUUCAUUUCCUGGGAAGCCAGAGGGUCAUGGGAUGCAAGAGAGACUUAUCCUAAUUUGAUUGCUAGAGAAGGAUCAUGAACUAUUAGAACUGGAAGAACCUAUCUAGUCCAACUCAUUUAUUUUAUGUAUGAGUCUUUGAAAAGGAAAGUGACUUUGUAGAAGCUACACAGCUUAUUGAUGAAAGGCCUAGGAUCAAAACCCAAGGUCUUGCUAGGCCAGUACUAUUUCUAUUAAAUGAAGCUUCCCUUCUUUUCCUGAUCCAGAGGCAUUUGAGUUGUUCAAAGUCCUUAAAUGAACAUGUCUCUUUUAAAAUCAGAGCAUCCCACUACUACCACCAAUUGCUACCAACAACAACUAUGUGUUAUAAUUUUGGAAACACCUUCAGUUUAGGUUAUCACUGGGGAAUCCACAGCCUGGAAUAGAACUUAAUCUCCUUUGGAGUCUCUAACCCUCACUUCCUGCUGCCACCCAUCAUUACUUAAGGAAAUGUCAAAGAGGCCUAGUUCUGCCACUUUUUAGUUGUGUGAUCUUGGGCAAAUCACUUUCCUUCUCCAAGACUCAAUUUCCUCAUCUAUCAAAUGAGUGGGCUGAACUAGAUGGUUUCUUAGGUUCUUUGGGGGUGUAACAUUCUCUCAUUCUAUGAUUCCCUUACCUUUCCCUUCUCUCCUACCCAUAGUUUAUGGCCAAGCCUACACAAAGCACCCUCUACAUGUCCAGCUUCCUCAGAAUGGGUUCCUCCCUCCUUCAAACUUUGUAUCUGUGACUCAAUGAAUCCCUGAUCUUGACAUCUGAGUGGGGAGCAGGGGAAGAGGAGGCAUGAGCCUUGAGAACCACUGAAGUUUGAUUGAGAAGCCAUGAGUCUGAAUGUUAUGGUAGGAAAGAAAGCUAAAUAGCCUAGCUCAGCCCAAACCAGUGUGGCAUGAGCCUCUUGAUGACUAUCUAAUAGAACUAGAGGGUAAACAAACAUCAUAAAAGACUUUAUAGGGCUCCCAGGGUGCACUUCUUGUCUUUAUCACUUGGAUUCUGGCCAGACAUCAAGCACUUCUAUAAUGUAUGUAAAACUAGAUGCACAGACAGAUCACUUCAGGGUUUGGUAUGCCUCCCAGGAACCCCUUGGCAUGUACAUUUCUGAGUCAGGAAUGUUCCCAGGAUCUGAAGAGAAAGGCAGUGUGUUUAGCCACCCUAUCCCUCUCAAGGAAAUCAUAGCAACCUUGAUCUGGGACCUCUAAUCCUUUCCACAGUGGUGCCUCAUUUUUCCCUUUGUCUGCCCACAGGAACCCACCCCACUGAACAACCCUGGUGUGCUCUGGGUCUCUGUCUGCUAGGACCCAAAGCAUUAGGAGCAAAAGGUUAAAUGUACAGGAUUGACAAUGGGAUCAGCCUUUGGGAUUUAGCAUAUGUAGGUGGCUGACUCUGUGACAAUGGUGUCUAGGCAUUCACCUUCCCUCCUCCAAAGUGGAAUUGAGGGCCUGCCCACCACCCCGUUGUGGCAAGAGUCCUUGGACACUGCUCUUUGGAGUGACUUCCUUGGGUGAUGGUCCAUGUCCUUAUCACCUCAUACUCGGGCUAUUGUAGUAGCCACCUAAGCAUUCUCCUUGCCUCUCUGACUCAUCCUAUCUAAGCCUCCAAGCUCAUCUUCCCCAAAUUCUAUUUUCCUCAUUCUUUCCUCCUCACACCACUGCCACCCACUCAAGAAUCUUCAAUGGUUCCCAGUCACUUGUAAGCCAAAGUGCAAACUUCCCAAGGCCUUCUCCCACUUGGUACCAUACCAUGCUUCCAACCCAUCUCCCCCUCUUCCCCUUUAUGAAACUUAUGCUCCACUCACACUGGUUCUUUCACUGUCCCCUCAAUGAUGCUGAUGAUAGCUAACAUUUAUAGAGCACUUUGUGGUUUUUCAAAGCACUUUCUAUAUGUUUUUGCAUUCAGUCCUCACAACUAACAAUCCUGAGAAGUAGGUGCCCUUAUUAUCCCCAUUUUACAGAUAAAGAAGCUGAGGAACAGAGAGGUUAAGUGACCUGUUUAGGGCCAUAUUACUAGUAAGUGUCCUAGGCAGAAUUUAAAAUCAAGUCUUCCUGAUUUCAAGUGGAGCACUGGCCAGCUCCUUCCUACUUCUGGAACUUCCCUUAUGACAUCUCCCUUUCUUGAAAUGUUUUCCCCAUGGCCAAAUCCUCCCCAUCUUUCUGGACCCAACCUCUGGGACUCAUACUUUCCAUACCAUGCAUUGGGAACUGAUCAUGUGUUGCCUGCUAUUAUUAUGUCUGUAUAUACUAUGUCUGCAGCUAUACUGUGAGCUGCCUAAGAGUAGAGACUAAAUCUUUUACUGAGUCUAUCUGGCCCAGGGCCUUAUGCUCAGAAAGUGUGGAAUAAACACUUGCUGUUUAAUUGGA
Messenger RNA from Gracilinanus agilis (Agile Gracile Mouse Opossum), 4192 nucleotides. RefSeq names its product solute carrier family 5 member 10 (gene SLC5A10). Lineage: Eukaryota; Metazoa; Chordata; Mammalia; Didelphimorphia; Didelphidae. Gene Ontology annotation, biological process: transmembrane transport. The transcript has 15 exons. Gene Ontology annotation, cellular component: plasma membrane. The coding region runs from base 1 to 1800 and encodes 599 amino acids. Gene Ontology annotation, molecular function: D-glucose:sodium symporter activity. The record is from RefSeq and is a predicted model, not a curated record.